This is a messenger RNA of Zeugodacus cucurbitae (melon fly), 2139 nucleotides long. RefSeq lists its product as uncharacterized. Lineage: Eukaryota; Metazoa; Arthropoda; Insecta; Diptera; Tephritidae. The coding region runs from base 179 to 772 and encodes 197 amino acids. The record is from RefSeq and is a predicted model, not a curated record. The transcript is spliced from 2 exons.
CAUCAUCCAUCAAUACCGGUUGCGUAUUCCACAAAAAAGGAUGAAACAUACGCAAAUAUUUCAAAUCUCUUAAAUAAAAUUGAAUACUAUAAAUAUAAAUGGGAAGUAUGCGCAGACUUCAAAAUGAUUGCAAUAUUGACUGGAAUGCAAACAGGAUACACAAAAUAUAUCAAAAUAUAUGUGCUUUAUUUGUAAAUGGGAUUCACGUGCUACCUGCAGCCAUUAUCUUAUUAAAUAUUUCGAAGAACGUAAAGAAAAUAUUAUUGGUGACUUAAAUGUAAUCCAUGAAUCUCUUGUCCCAAAAGAUAAGGUCAUACUUCCACCGCUGCAUAUUAAGUUGGGCGUGGUGAAAAAUUUUAUUAAAAGCUUAAAUACACAAAGAUAUGCUUUCAAACGCAUUCAAACAAUUUUCCCCAGAUUAUCUGCAGCAAAAUUAAAAGAAGGAAUGCUCGUUGGACCCGAUAUAAGAAAAUUAUUACAAGAUGAAGAAUUUUAUGGUCAUCUGUCGGAUAUGCAAAAGACAGCAUUUGACUUUAUACAGCUGGUUAUAUCAGAAUUCCUUGGAAACUCAAAAUCACAAAACUAUGCAGAAAAUAUUGAAAGCAUGCUAAUCGGUUUUAACAAUAUUGGCGUUAAGACGUCACUAAAGCUGCAUUUUCUGCACUCUCAUCUCAAUUUUUUUAAAGAAAACCUAGGAGCGGUUUCAGAUGAACACGGUCAAAGGAUAUAUAGGUAUUGGAAAAAAGAUUCAAAGGGAAAUGCCAAACUGUAAUGCUUGCUGAAUACGUAUGGGGCUUGUACAGAAACCUUGACACAUCGGAACAUUCACGUCAAGCUAAAUACAGGAAAGCAUAUUAAGUUUAAUCUUUAAUCCAUUGUCCUACUACUGCUGAAGCAAAAAAAUAAAUAUGUACCUACUAUAAUAAACCACUAUUAAAACAAAAUUAUAAUUUUUUUAUCAAUCGUAAAGAGCUUUACAAUGGUGUCUUUGGUGACUCCCACUGAAAUUGUCCGCCAAACAUUUUCGUAGAAUAUUUUAAUCCUUAAAUGUCCUUUUUUAAAGGAUAUUUUUUGAUUUUCUCGAAAAAAGGGUCAAAUUGACCCAUAAAGAAACCGGUUAGAGGGUUAAGAUCUUCCACAAAAAUAAUCCUCAUACAAUUCCACAAUACAACUCUGACCUUCCUGACUCCCUUCGACCAAAAAAUGAAAACUUUGACCCACUGUAAAAAAAAACUCAGACGUGCUGGACCAUAAGUUUGUUCUACAAAAAUGAUCUACUCAACAUACCCUUUCAGAAUUAUAGGGUCGCUAUUCUGUUCCAAAAAUGCUGUUGGACAGUGUUAUUGUUAUUUUUAAAUACCUAAGAUAUGAAUAAAGAUUUCCUUAGAAUAAACCUAUAACCUAGCUUUUAUGAUAUCCAAGAUACCACUGUUUUUGAGGAAAACUGAACCAUGUGUGAAUAAUUAUGUCCGCCUCUGUAAAUAAAUUGCGAGAUUAUAAGAUGAUCGGUUAUACCCGAACUUAGCCCUUCUUUCUUGGUUCUAUUGGACUUUAUGUCGGAUAUAUGGAUCAAAUUGUGUGUUAUCUAAAUAAAAAUAUAGCAAUACAUUGCGAGAGUAUAAAAUUUUAGUUGCACCCGAACUUAGUCUUUCCUUACUUGUUGUUUUUUGUUUUAUUCUUGUUUAAAUUUUUACUAUUGUUAUUUUUUAUAUUUUCUUAAUACCAAAUAUGUAAAAGUUCAUAUAUGACCUCAUUUCUCUGAGCAAAAAUUAUUACAACAACAAAAGUUAUGAACAUAAAACUGAAAACACAUCAAAUUUCUGGCGUCAAAAGAAAGAGUACAAAUGAACAGGUAGCGAUGGAAACAAAAGUUAAAACUUUAUGUGCUUUCAAUUCGCUUUAAUUAUGGAUGGUAAACGGCGAGGCAUGGAAUUUACAAGUUUUCCUGUUACUUACGGUACAAUUUUUUGUCAUUCUUCCACAAUAACAUUCUUGUGCAUGUACUUACUGCACAUCGUCCUUUUUCUGAUUUUUUUUCAGAUGUGACAGUUAGUGCUAGCACAAUUCGUCGGACACUACAUUAAAGUGGCCUACAUGGUCGAGUUCCGUUUAAAGCGUUUAAAUUUUGGUAAAAGGUAU